This is a messenger RNA of Trifolium pratense (red clover), 710 nucleotides long. Its product is annotated as H/ACA ribonucleoprotein complex subunit 2-like protein. Gene Ontology annotation, cellular component: box H/ACA snoRNP complex; nucleolus. Lineage: Eukaryota; Viridiplantae; Streptophyta; Magnoliopsida; Fabales; Fabaceae. The record is from RefSeq and is a predicted model, not a curated record. Gene Ontology annotation, molecular function: box H/ACA snoRNA binding. The transcript has 4 exons. The coding region runs from base 105 to 578 and encodes 157 amino acids. Gene Ontology annotation, biological process: snRNA pseudouridine synthesis; rRNA pseudouridine synthesis.
UCACGUGUCUCUCAAUAAACCCUAAUUACUCAGAGUUGAGAUUCCUGAGACCGUAAAACCCUAAAAUUCCCAAAUUUCUUUCACCGGAACACAGAAAGAGAGAGAUGGGGAGCGACGGCGAAGGUGAGAAAUCGGCGCAGAAAGAGAUUGAAAGGAAGAAGAUUCUUGCGUUAGCUCCCAUUGCAAAACCUCUUGCUGGGAAGAAGCUUUCCAAGAAAACACUCAAGCUUGUAAAAAGAGCUGCUGAAAACAAGUGCAUAAAGAGAGGGGUUAAGGAAGUGGUCAAAAGUAUAAGGCGAGGUCAAAAAGGAGUGUGUGUUAUAGCUGGGAACAUAUCACCAAUUGAUGUCAUCACUCAUGUUCCUAUUCUAUGCGAAGAAGCUGAUAUUCCAUAUGUAUAUGUCCCAUCUAAAGAAGACCUUGCAACUGCAGGAGCAACAAAGAGGCCUACAUGUUGUGUUUUAGUGAUGACCAAACCUUCAAAGGGAGAACUAGCUCAAGAGGCACAAGAAAAACUAAAGUCAGAGUACGAUGAAGUUGCAUCUGAUAUUACUGAGCUUACAACUUCACUUUUUUGAAGCAAACACAAUGUAUCUGUACUGUUGUUAGCUACAAUGGAUUAACAUAUUGGCAAUGUACCUUGCAAUCAUUUUGAUCUAUGGAUAAUGUGAUCUUUCUAUUUCCUUAUUAUAAAGGUUGUUGCUUGCUUA